AUAACAUGACAACACAUAUAGCAAUAUCAGAUACAGAUGAAAACAACCACCACGAAAAAAUUAACGUUUGUCUAACAGUUAUGGAUAACCAAAAUCAUCAUAACCACCACCACCACCACCAUCACCACCACUUUGGUCCCCAACACCACCACCACUAUUUCCACAACCACUCCCAUAGAGAGGAGCCCCGCCCCGGCUCCGAUCGCGAUCAUGCAAAACCAAUGACUUACGCCGUGCACUGCAAGGCGAGGCCCGAGUACGCGCUCAGCACCCGAGGCGGCGCCGUCAUUCUCGCGCCCGUUGACCGGUCCGACGAAUGCCAGCACUGGUUCAGGGAAGACAUGCUCAGCGCCCAAGUCAAGGACGAGCACGGCUUCCCCAGCUUCUCGCUGGUCAAUAAGGCCACCGGGAAAGCUGUCGGACACCCCGCCGGAGCGGGCAGGCCGGUGGAGCUCGUGCCGUACGACCGCGACGGGCUUCAGCUGGAUGGGUCCGUCCUCUGGACUGUGGCGGGGGAGGAUGGAGACGAGUAUAAAGCUAUUAGGAUGCAGAACAACGUCCGGCUGAACAUGGAUGCGCUCGGCGGCGUUAAAGAGUCCGGCGGCAUCCGUGACGGCACGGUCGUCGGAGUUUGGGAAUGGAACGGCGGUGACAACCAACGUUGGAGUAUAGUUCCCUACGAUUGAGAAAUAUAAUGUGAUAUAUACGGAGUAGUGUUUCACAUUGUGGUAAAGUUGGAUUUCUUACACCGUACCACUUAAAUAAUAUCCAGUGACAGAAAUAAUAUCUAGUGAUGAUGAUCGAAUACUCCGUAUUAAAUUUGGACAAUAAUGUUCAAUGGCGACGAAUAUUUACUUAAGAAAUAUGGUAAUGGUAU
Cuscuta campestris is the source of this 877-nucleotide messenger RNA. NCBI's taxonomy places the organism in Eukaryota, Viridiplantae, Streptophyta, Magnoliopsida, Solanales, Convolvulaceae. The record is from the annotation of a GenBank genome assembly.